AUGCAUGCAGAGGUGGCACGGCACAGCAUGAUUAGCAAAGGUGUUGGGUCUGAAGACCAAGUUUGGGAGACCUCGAAUGCCAUGUGCUUGGCCUUGCUUCAGAAAUAUCAGCUGAAUUUGGGCAGCGAGCCCAGCCUGCAGAAGAAGGAGGAGGAUGAUGAGAUGGCGUUGAUGGCAGCUGCUGCUGAAGCCGGAAGGCAGCAUGACUUCAUGCGUGCCAUGUUGGUCCUGAAAAUGGGGUGCCAACAAUGGUUGGAAGACUAUGGUGGUGAUACUUCUGGAUUCAUUUUCAAGUCCGUGAAGGAGGGAUCUCAAUCGCCGGCGGGGGCAGCGAAGGAGUUCUGCGUUCGAGCGAGGCAAUGCGGCAAGGCCAAGGACCGGAAGAAACAGCAAAAGGCCAAAGAGAAAGAACGCUUGAAACAGCGCAUGAAGAUGGCAGAAGAGGCCGAGAGAAAAGAAGCGGAACAACGCAAAGAUGAUCCGAUGAGUUCCUUGCCAGAAGAUUCCAAGUUGGGUAUCCAGCGCAUGCUUGAGAUGGCACGAGAUGAUCCCCUACAUUAUUUGGAGGAUGAUGCCAAGGAGCGUGUGCAGAAAGCUCGUCACGACCUGCGCUGUAGCGUGUGUGGCACCAUCUUGCAAGAUGCGUUCCAGACGCUGAAAGCAAGGCCAAAGAGCCUGCAGAGUGAACAUGAGAUCUUGACGAUCAUGGAGAAGAUCUGCGAGGGAGGUGCCGAUCGCUCGCUCCCCAGCUACUUUGGCAUCGAUCCGCCCCCCUUGCCUCCAAGAUGGACCGACCACUGGCGUCCGGUCCGGACGGAGAAGGGCUUCGUGUUGAAAGGCUGGAAAAAGGGGGGCCGCCAAGCGGCAGAAGUGGAGGAAGCUCGCAGAGGAGGGGAAGCAAAAGCCAGUGGGGAUCGAUGA
Messenger RNA from Durusdinium trenchii, 921 nucleotides. Lineage: Eukaryota; Dinophyceae; Suessiales; Symbiodiniaceae. The record is from the annotation of a GenBank genome assembly.